Molecule: messenger RNA, 930 nt
Organism: Trichomycterus rosablanca
Lineage: Eukaryota; Metazoa; Chordata; Actinopteri; Siluriformes; Trichomycteridae
Gene: il12ba
Product: interleukin 12Ba
Exons: 6
Coding region: 1-930 (309 amino acids)
Molecular function (GO): protein binding
Source: RefSeq, a predicted model, not a curated record
AUGACUUUAAUUGUGAUUGGAUUCCUGAUUGUUCUUUCCCAUGCCUCAAUGGGAUCCAUCAAAGUGGCUGAAAAUUACUGGACUCUUAAAUCAAAUGAACUGGUGGUGGUUGAAGAUAUGACCAAAUAUGGCAGCAAGGUGCUGGUUCCACUGGUGUGCGGUGAGGCUUUUGAAGGACAGAACAUCAUCUGGAAGACAGUGAGUGGAGAGAAACUCCAGGUCCAAGGAAACAGGAUUUUAGUAAUGGUGGAGGAAAGACAGGGAGGAACGUACACCUGUUACAGUACUGAGGGCAAUUACCUGAACCACACGCUGGUGCUGGUGCAGUGGCCCUACAGGAAAAUUAUUAAAGGCACUCCUGAGCAUGGUUACAUUCACUGUGCAGCCAACAAUUAUAGUGGCUUCUUUCAGUGCUUCUGGACGUGGGAUGAAACGAGAGCAGGAAAAAUUGCACAAAUUAAAGUAACACGUUCUCACAGUGUAGGAAACAUCAGCUGCAGUCUGGACUCCAGUGCAAACAGCAUUACAUGUCAGGACCACGAAUACUGCCCCUAUGCGGAAGAGCUGGAUCACAUCAAUCUGACCAUUUAUUUCCGAAGCAACUACGUCAUUGAGGCAUAUUUCCUGCCGUUUCAAAUCUCAGACAUAGUGAGGCCAGACAUGGUGCGUAUCAGGAAGAAAAACAACACUCUUGAGCUGCAGUACCCAGAAAGCUGGAGCACACCCUUCUCCUACUUUCCCCUCACCUUCCAGGUCAAAGAGAUUCGUUGUCGUAAAAAAGCUGACUGUGAUUGCUCUAACCACAGAUCAUUGAAGGUGAACCUGACCCAGGAGCAGCAGUGGCCACUAAAAAAGGGUGUCAUGGUGUGUGUCAGAGCACAGGACGACCUGUGUAAUUCCUCCUGGAGCAAAUGGAACAAGUAUAAGUAA